Molecule: messenger RNA, 443 nt
Organism: Erpetoichthys calabaricus (reedfish)
Lineage: Eukaryota; Metazoa; Chordata; Cladistia; Polypteriformes; Polypteridae
Product: histone H2B 5-like
Exons: 1
Coding region: 21-398 (125 amino acids)
Cellular component (GO): nucleosome
Molecular function (GO): DNA binding; protein heterodimerization activity; structural constituent of chromatin
Source: RefSeq, a predicted model, not a curated record
CUAUCCUGUGAACAGUAGUAAUGGCUGAGCCGAAAACAGCAACGGUGUCGAAGAAGGGCUCCAAGAAAGCCGUUUCUAAGAACCAGGCAAAAGGUGGAAAGAAGCGUAGGAAGUCUAGAAAGGAAAGUUAUUCCAUCUACGUGUACAAGGUGAUGAAACAAGUUCACCCUGAUACUGGUAUCUCUUCUAAGGCGAUGGGAAUCAUGAAUUCGUUUGUGAAUGAUAUCUUUGAGCGAAUCGCUGGUGAGGCAUCUCGCUUAGCACACUACAACAAGCGCUCGACCAUUUCUUCCCGGGAAAUCCAGACUGCCGUGAGGCUCCUGCUACCGGGUGAACUUGCUAAGCACGCCGUGUCCGAGGGCACGAAGGCAGUUACAAAGUACACCAGCUCAAAGUAAACGCCAAGACACUUAUUUGAAGCAAACGGCUCUUUUCAGAGCCAC